This is a messenger RNA of Adineta steineri, 2298 nucleotides long. The record is from the annotation of a GenBank genome assembly. NCBI's taxonomy places the organism in Eukaryota, Metazoa, Rotifera, Eurotatoria, Adinetida, Adinetidae.
AUGAAUAAAUCAAAAUCAAAUCAAAAUGCCGAUGCAUCACCUAAAUCAACGACAUCAUCAAAUAUUCGACAACCACGACGACGUAUGGCUCAAAACUACCUUCUCCUAUGGGUAGAUACCGGCAACGAACAAACGAACGAAGAUUAUGAAAAUACAUUAAAACAAAUACAAACUAUUACUGGUGAUGUCAAUGUCUUUACACAACGAGAUGCAUGCAUCGACUUUCUUACAGAUGCUCAAGAAGACAUCAAGUCUUUUCUCGUUGUCAGGGAUACUAUGCUUGAACAAAUAAUUCCCCUCAUUAAUGAUAUUCCUCAGCUAGAGGGUAUUUAUAUCUUUAGUGAUAUUAAAAUCCCACAUGAACAAUGGACAAAAAAAUGCGACAAGACCAAAAGCAUUCAUACCAAUGUCAGUAAUCUAUACCAAGCAUUACAAAUCGGUAUCAAGCAAUUCAACCAAGACUCAAUAGCCAUGAGUUUUAUCACAGUAAAGGAAAUGGUUCUAACUGAUAAUUUAAAUCAGUUGGAGCCAAAUUUUAUGUAUACACAGAUAUUCAAAGAAAUUCUUUUUGAUAUGGAAUAUGAUGAACAGGCUAUCAAAGACUUUAUUAGUUACUGUCGAGAUUAUGACUGCGUGUCACCAAAGUAUAUUGACCGUUUUCAGAAAGAAUACCAUGCUCAAUUAGCUAUUUGGUGGUAUACUUUCCCAUCCAAUAUCUAUUAUAUGCUUAACUAUGCCCUUCGAACAUUGGAAGCCGAUGUAAUUAUUACGAUGGGUUUUUUUAUAUGUCAUCUGCAUCAACAGAUUCAGCAAUUACACAAACAACAGGCUGAUAGCUAUGGUAAAAAACCUUUUUUAGUUUAUCGAGGACAAGGUCUUACGAAAGCAGACUUUGAAAAACUUCAAAAAACAAAAGGUGGACUUAUGUCAUUUAACAAUUUCUUGUCUACCAGUAAAGAUAAAGAAGUGUCUCUCGAAUUUGCUGAGUGUGCUUCGACAAAACCGGAUACAGUGGGCAUUCUUUUUAUUAUGUUCAUUGAUCCUUGUAUUAAAUCAACACCAUUUGCCUCCAUCAAAGAGAUGAGUUAUUUUACGGAAGAAAAUGAAAUUCUCUUCUCAAUGCACACUGUGUUUCGGGUAAAUGGAAUAAAACAAGUGGACAAUAAGAAUCAGCUUUAUCAAGUUGAAUUACAAUUAACAGCUGAUGAUGAUCAACAACUACGAUUACUUACUGAUCGGAUACGAGAAGAAGCUAACGAUAAAACUGAAUGGUACAGAUUGGGUAGCUUAUUGCUUAAAAUUGGUCAAUUCAAUAAAGCUGAAGAACUUUAUAACAUAUUACUCGAACAAACAUCUGAUGACAAUGAAAAAGCGCUUUGUUAUGGUGGUCUGGGAUACAUCAAAGACGACCAGGGUGAUUAUGAAAAGGCUAUUCGGUAUUACGAACAAGGACUUGAAAUUAAACAAAAAAAUCUUUCUUUAAAUCAUCCUUCAUUGGCUACUUCAUAUACUAACAUCGGUAAUGUGUAUGGAAGCAUGGGAGAGUACUCGAAAGCACUUUCAUUUUACGAAAAAGCACUUGAAAUUCGAGAAAGAACUCUUCCUUUAAAUCAUCCUGAUUUGGCUAACUCAUACAACAACAUUGGUAAUGUGUAUGAGAGCACAGGAGAGUACUCGAAAGCACUUUCAUUUUAUGAAAAAGAUCUGCAAAUUUGCCAAAAAACUCUUCCUUUAAAUCAUCCUGAUUUGGCUACUUCAUACAACAACAUCGGUAGUGUUUAUGACAACAUGAGAGAAAACUCGAAAGCACUUUCAUUUUACGAAAAAGCACUUGAAAUUCGAGAAAAAACUCUUCCUUCAAAUCAUCCUGAUUUCGCUAACUCAUAUAACAACAUCGGUAGUGUGUAUGAGAGCACGGGAGAGUACUCGAAAGCACUUUCAUUUUACGAAAGAUCACUUGAAAUCUUUCAAAAAACUCUUCCUUCACAUCAUCCUUCACUGGCUACUUCAUACAACAACAUCGGUUCUGUAUAUAAAAGCAUGGGAGAGUACUCGAAAGCACUUUUAUCUCACGAAAAAGCACUUGAAGUCUUUCAAAAAACUGUCCGUUCAAAUCAGCCUGAGUUGGCUACAUCAUACAACAACAUCGGUAUAGUGUAUUUCAAUAUGAUAGACUAUUCGAAAGCACUACCAUAUUUAGAACGUGCUCUGGACAUAUGGCAACAUGCGUUACCACCAACUCAUCCUCAUAUAAAAACUGUGAAGAACAGUAUUGAAAUUGUAAAAAAGGAAUUAUAA